Messenger RNA from Paramisgurnus dabryanus, 5349 nucleotides. It is a transcript of the gene ripk4, whose product is annotated as receptor-interacting serine-threonine kinase 4. The record is from RefSeq and is a predicted model, not a curated record. Gene Ontology annotation, biological process: protein phosphorylation. NCBI's taxonomy places the organism in Eukaryota, Metazoa, Chordata, Actinopteri, Cypriniformes, Cobitidae. Gene Ontology annotation, molecular function: ATP binding; protein binding; protein kinase activity.
GACAGACUCGGUCUGAACAGACAGGAAAAAAACAAGGAACAGAUCACAACCCUCUGGUCUUUGACAGACAACCUUUUUUUUAUAUGAAAAAGUCAAGUUUAGAAGAGGAUUCGAAUUGCAUAGGAUUUAUUUAACAGCUUUUAAAAUGGAUGUCCCAGAGAACUCCCCAGGGAAUAUGGGGCUGCUGAAAACUUUCGACGCUUCUGAGUUUGGGAGUUGGGAAAAGAUUGGCUCCGGCGGCUUCGGACAGGUGUACAAAGUACGACAUAUGCAGUGGCAAACAUGGCUGGCUAUCAAGUGCCCUCCCAGUCUUCAUUCUGAUGAUAAGGAGCGUGCAGAACUGUUGGAGGAGGCGAAGAAGAUGGAGGCGGCUAAGUUUCGCUACAUUCUUCCUGUAUACGGCAUCUGCAGCGACCCGCAGGGACUGGUGAUGGAGUACAUGGAGACGGGCUCUCUCGAAACGCUCCUGGCCUGUGAGCCUUUGCCCUGGGAGCUGCGUUUCCGAAUCAUCCACGAGACGGCGGUGGGGAUGAACUUCUUGCAUUGCAUGAACCCACCACUUCUUCAUCUUGACCUGAAACCUGCCAACAUUCUGCUGGACGCACAUUACCACGUCAAGAUUUCUGACUUUGGGUUGGCAAGGUGGAAUGGCUUUUCCAGAAAUGACGAUAUAAGCCGUGAUGGUUUCUGUGGGACGAUUGCAUAUCUCCCUCCAGAACGAAUCACUGAGAAAGAUCGAAUAUCUGACACCAAACAUGAUGUGUACAGUUUUUCCAUUGUUAUCUGGGGAAUUCUUACACAGAAGAAGCCGUAUCAAGGGGAAAACAACAUCCUGCACAUAAUGGUGAAGGUGGUAAGGGGAAGUCGUCCAGAUUUGGGGAUUAUCCCUCGCAGUCGUCCACAGGCCUGCUCCGGGUUCCUGACCUUAAUGCAGAAGUGCUGGGCACAUUCUCCAGAGGAAAGACCCAGUUUUCAAGAAAUCACAUCAGAGGCUGAGGAGUUGUGCAGUAAACCCCAUGAGGAGUCGAGGCCUUCAGUUUCUUCAGAAGCCGAAUGUUCGCCCUGCCCUACCCCAGCCUCCAGUGAACAGACCAACAACCAAAAGCCAGUGAGGCCGAAGUCAGCCAUGUUACCCGAGAAGGACUGCAGCCUCUCCGAACUGCUGACUCAAAUCGACUCGGGCUUCUCACGCAGUUUCAGCAACGUCAAAGAAGAAUCCCUCGAGAGCAAAGACAAUACCAGCAAGAGAUUGUCAGGCAUCUCCUCCGUCGACUCCGCUUUCUCAUCUCAAGGCUCCAUUACUUUGUCCUUUGAGAAGGAAAAUGCAGUCAAUGACUCCAGUGAAAUACAGAAGAAGAAACUUUGUGAUGCUAUUCGCACCGAAGACAUCGCCAAGCUGAUGAAGAUCCUCCAGCCGCAGGAUGUCGACUUGCCGUUGGAGGGUGCCUGCAACUUGCUUCACUUUGCAGUGUCUCUGGCCAACGAGGAGGCUGUAAAAUUUCUGUUGCUUAGCAACUGCAAUCCGAAUUGGCAAAAUGGCAAUGGAGCCACACCCCUUCACCUGGCCGCCGAAAAGCGACUGAAAGGAGUGGCUGAGAUCCUCCUAAGCCGCAAGACGACUAACGUCAACGCCAAGGAUGAGGACCUGUACACGCCUUUGCAUUUCGCAGCCCAAAACGGAGACGAGGCCCUGACACGUAUACUGUUAGACCGCUGCGCCUCCAUCAACGAGGUGGACGCUCAGGGUCGCACGCCGACGCACAUCGCCUGUCACCACGGACAGGAGAACGUGGUCAGGGUCUUGCUAAGUCGCGGUGCGGACGUCCACGUCAAAGGGAAAGACGAUUGGACGGCGCUGCACCUUGCUGCCUGGAAAGGGCAUCUGGGAAUCGUGAAGCUCCUGGUGAAGCAAGCAGGUGCCGACGCAGACGGCCAGACAUCAGACGGUCGCACGCCGCUCCAUCUGGCAUCACAGAGGGGUCAGUAUCGAGUGGCGCGGAUCCUCGUCGAGCUCGGCGCUAACGUCCACCUGACGUCCGACGGCCUUCACACUCCGCUUCACAUAGCUGCAGACACCGGCCACACCAGCACUUCCAGGUUACUCGUGAAACACGGCGCCGACAUCCACAGCCAAACAGCAAACGGUUGCACCGCUUUGCACCUGGCUGCCCACAAAGGCCACCUGGCCACAGUUAAAAUGCUUCUGACGGAGGGCGCCGACCCUCAGAGCGGGAACCACGCUGUUCGCACGCCGUGUCACCUGGCUGCCGAGUUCGGUCACUGCGAGGUCCUCAAAGAGCUUCUGCAGGGUCGCCCCGAGUUGGCCAACGCUCCGGACAAGGACGGAUUCACGCCGCUUCACUUUGCCGUACGCGCCGGCCACAAAGACCUCAUUUGCGCCCUGCUCGAAUGCGGUGCCGAUGACGCGCCUCUUUCUCCUCAACCCGUCACAGAGGGUACGCCAGAGCACACGUCAGAAUCCGAGCCCGAAAGUCCGGUUCCUCUAACCCCGAGGAAAGUGGUGAUCCUGAAACUCACUAGCACCAAACGCAAAGAUGCCAAACAGAUCCCUGUAGACUCGCUAUGCGAAACGGCCACUUGUUGAAGGCUCAUCCUGGCCUCGGACUAUAGGAACGUUUCGUGAAUCUCUCUCUCUUUAUGCUCAUAGACACUUUCUCCCACUUGUUAACAUUCCUACUUUUGACUGAUUCAUGCUAGAAAAGAGGGACUCUUCUUAUCCGGUGGGAUUUAUUGUACAUAUUGUAAUUAUUUGGUUGUGGCCAUUUGGAAUAGCAACAUUUAUAUUAUAUAUUUGUCCAGGGGUUCGAGCUCUCAUUGGCUUUCCGUCUUAAUACUACUGUUAUAUUGCGAUUGGAAAUGCGUUCAUGUAUAUAUAUCAUUACUGUAGAUAGAGCCUGUACUUCCUUUGCCAUAGUCCACUCCCUGUUGUUUUCGUGCCAUUGUUUAUCCAUUCCUGUUUUUGUUACGCGUCUCAGAUUUCACAAUCUCAUUCUUCUACCUGUCACCAGAGUACAUUGAUGAUUAAUGUAGCCUCAAGCCAAACCUUCUCCGCCCCACUCAUAUACAACACUUCUCAAAAUGGCACUUCAAAAAAUUGAGAUUUGGAGCUGUUCGGCGGUUAACCAACCGGUACAGUGUUUUGCCAAGGCUUUUACUAAGAUUUAUAUACAAGUAAAACAAGGUCUGUGGUUUAUAUUAGUUAAAAAUGGUUUCUCAAUUCUACCAUUGGCUACAUAAAAAUUCCAAUGGUUAUUGUACCAAAUUACACACAGAGACAACUCUCAGUCCUAGCAUAGUCAAUAACUUCCGUUUUAAAAGCGCACAUGGUUGCAAAAUUAAAGUGGUAGUUCAGCCAAAAAUGUAUAUUCUGUCAUCACUUACUCAAGUUGUUACAAACCUGUGUAUAUUUUUAUACUUUUAUAAAAGUUUUGCUGAACACAAAGAAAUAUAUUUGUAAGCAAGCAGAAAACAGAAGCACCAUUGACUUCCAUAGUAGGAAUGCAAAAUACGCAAUGGUGCCCAAAAACCGUUUGGUUAUAAACAUUGCUCACAAAAUAUCUUCCUUUGUGUUUAGCAAAACAAAGAAAUGUAUAAAGUUUUGAAAUAACAUGAGUGCGAGUAAAUGAUGACAGAAUUUUCAUUUUUGUAUGAACUAUCCCUUUAAAGGGACACUUUUUUUGAAAAUAUGCUCAUUUUUCAGCCCCCCUAGAGUUAAAAAAUUUGAGUUUUACCGUUUUGGAACCAAUUCAGCUGAGGUCUGGCGGUACCACUUUUAGCAUAGCUUAGCAUAAUCCAUUAAAUCUGAUUAGACCAUUAGCAUUCCGCUUAAAAAUAAAGAUUUUUUUUCCUAUUUAAAACUUGAAAGUUACCAAGGGGACUAUUUCCGGGCGCUGCGUAAAAUCAUUGCGCCUCCUGCAGCCAUGGUACGGCAGCAAUGUCCCUAAUUAUUAAGCCGGAAUGAGAGUAUAGUUCCUAUAGGAACUUUUCUAGAGAAAAUUUGAACUUUUAGUACACGAUGAAACUACAGAAGAGUCAAGUUUUAAAUAGGAAAAAUAUCAAAACUCUGGUCAUUUUUGAGCGCGAUGCUAAUGGUCUAAUUAGAUUCAAUGGAUUAUGCUAAGCUAUGCUAAAAGUGUUAGCACCAUACAUGGAGAUCGGCUGAAUUGAUUCCAAAAAGGUAAGCAGCAAAUGUUUAACUUUAGGGGAGCUGAAAAAUGAGCAUAUUUUCUAAUAAAAAGUGGAGUGUCCCUUUAACAUGCACUCUAAAUAAUGCUGGGUUAUUUUUCAACCCACAAUGGGGUCAAAAAGGGACAAACCCAGCCGUUAGGUUAAAUUAACCAAUACAAUGCUUAUUUAACCCAACAAUGGGUUAAAGCAACCAAGCAUAGGUUAAAUUACAACCCAAUUGGUUGGGUUCGUCCCUUUUAGACCUGUAAUGCUGGGUUGAAAAUAAGUGUAGCUUAUGCUGUAAAACAAAAUGGGGAAAGGUUUAAUUAUUGUAAAUUACAGACCUUUUUUAACUAACUUAUAUACAUUUAUGCAUUAUGUCAAAAAGCCUAUUUAAAAAUCCAGUUUCAUUUUGCAGAUAAACUAAACAGCUUCCGUAAAUAAUGUUUCAUCGUAAAGUUAAGAUAAGUUAAAAUAUGUUCACAUCAGUCAUUAUACUAUCAGCUCAUUCAUCUCAUGAUACAGCAGCUCAAAUCUCAGCAGCUCAAAUAGCAGCACUGUGAGGUCAAUUAUAUUCUUUAAAUGGUUAAGUCAAUAGUACUAAUGGAGGUGAGCUUUUAUAGAGCUAUUUGGCUCGUAUCAUGGGAACAUGCCCCGAGGAGGAUCGCAGGUGUGGGUAGACAUUAUGAGGGGAGGAUUGUAUCCCAUGUACCCUCAUGUUCGGGCCAUUGGCUCAUUCCUAAGACCACUUUAUCUUUUCAUCGCUGCUUAAAUCCCCUACGCAGAGCCUUUUUCGUGCCAAGGGGUGCAUAGCUGUCAUUACUCUUUACGUCUGAAACAGACAGCCCGAUAAUUGCCGAGAUCUUUAAAAUCUCUGUUUGCAGAGAUCCGCAGAACUAUUGAACUCUGGGUUGUGAAUGGCUUUUGUGUUUGUGUUGCAUCUGUGUAUGCGUCUGUACUAACUAAAUCUUCUGUAGCAGAGUAUUGAGCUAUUCAAUGCCAACACCUCCCGCUUGACUCCUGUAGUUGAUAAAGCUGCCUUGUUCUUCUUUUGUACAGAUGAAAAUAUUUGUCACUUAUCAAUAGCGUUUGCACAGUUUUAUAUUUGCACAGUUUUAUAUUUGAUGGAAAAUUAAAGUGCGUCCCAUGUAUUUAAAAGUA